Eptesicus fuscus (big brown bat) is the source of this 1056-nucleotide messenger RNA. RefSeq names its product centromere protein M (gene CENPM). The transcript has 6 exons. NCBI's taxonomy places the organism in Eukaryota, Metazoa, Chordata, Mammalia, Chiroptera, Vespertilionidae. The record is from RefSeq and is a predicted model, not a curated record. The coding region runs from base 43 to 585 and encodes 180 amino acids.
GAGGCACGCACGACUGGAGCGGCGGUUCGGCCAGCGGCUGGGAUGUCGGUGUUGCGGCCGCAGGACCAGCUGCCUGGCCUGAACGCGGCCACCAUCUUGCUGGUGGGCAAGGAGGAUGCUCUUCUGCAGCAGCUGGCCGACUCGAUGCUCAAGGAGGACUGCGCCUCCUCGCUGAAGGUCCACUUGGCCCAUUCCCUCCCUUUGCCCUCCAAUGUGAACCGCCCCCGGAUUGACCUGAUUGUGUUUGUGAUCAACCUUCACAGCAAAUACAGCCUGCAGAACGUGGAGGAGUCCCUGCGCCAUGUGGACGCCACCUUCUUCCUGGGGAAGGUGGGCUUCCUGGUCACAGGUGCCGGGCGGGACAGCCACUGCAGCGUCCACCGGAGCACCGUGCUGAAGCUGGCCCGAGCCUACCGGAGCCCCCUGCUCUUCUGUGACCUGGAGGUGGAAAGCUUUCGAGUCACCAUGGCGCAGCGCCUGGUCCGCAUGCUGCAGAUCUGCGCGGGCCACGUGCCCGGCGUCUCGGCCCUGAACCUGCUGUCCCUGAUGAGGAGCUCAGAGAACCCCUGCCUGGAGGACCUGUGAGGGCCGGGGGCAGCGGUCACUUCCCCACAGGACCCGAACUCUGCUCCCGCAGGAGGGCCGGGGAGCCCCACGGGUGGAGCAGGCCACCCCCACUCCCACGCUCUCUCCAGCGGAGCCUGUCUCUAUCCAUCGGACACGGUCCAUUUCCACUCAAGGCUUCAUUUGAACAAAGAGCCUGUGACUAAAAACAGUUAGAAAUGCAUUGGUCUCAUCCACCGCUUUGAUUUUGCAGAUGAACUGACUGAGAACAAUUACGCGUAGGGUCGGGGAGGGGACCCCGGCCUCCAGGAGCCCAGGCUGACGCCACACCCGGGCCCUGCCAUUCUUGGAGAACCUGCUUGUUGCCCCUUGGAGCCUCAGUUUCCCCGGGUGAAACGAGCUUGUUCUCCCUUGUCGCGCUGUGGGGACUGAAUGAAAUGACAGCGGCCACGGGCCCGAGCUGGUGUGCCCUGUGCUUGCUCGUGUGCGGAU